Molecule: messenger RNA, 1322 nt
Organism: Cololabis saira (Pacific saury)
Lineage: Eukaryota; Metazoa; Chordata; Actinopteri; Beloniformes; Belonidae
Product: heme oxygenase-like
Exons: 6
Coding region: 77-898 (273 amino acids)
Biological process (GO): heme catabolic process; heme oxidation; response to oxidative stress
Molecular function (GO): heme oxygenase (decyclizing) activity; heme binding
Source: RefSeq, a predicted model, not a curated record
CCGCACUGGAUACCCAGAGAGAGGAAAGGGAGAACAAAGACCACACUACCCAAUCUGACUUCUUAACUGGGUGACAAUGGAAGCAAAGACAGAGACCCAAACACCACCAGAGCAGCUGGUUGACAGGGACCUGUCUGAACAAAUCAAAAAGGUGACCAAAGACAGUCACGUCCGAGCAGAAAACACAGAAAUGAUGCUGAGCUUUCAACGGGGACAAGUAACACUUCAACAGUAUAAGCUCCUGCUGUGCUCCCUGUACGAGAUCUACCGAGCUCUGGAGGAUGAGCUGGACUCCAACUCCAACCACCCCGGCGUGGCGCCCAUCUACUUCCCGGCUGAACUGGCCAGGCUGGAGUCCGUCGAGAAGGACCUGGAGUUCUUCUACGGCCGGGACUGGAGAGAGAAGAUCGUCGUUCCUGCCGCCACUAAGAGAUACUGCCACAGGAUCAGACAGAUUGGUAAAGAAAGCCCUGAACGCCUGGUUGCCCAUUCGUACACCCGUUACCUGGGCGACCUGUCGGGAGGGCAGGUCCUCGGCCGAAUCGCCCAGAAGUCCAUGGGACUGAAGGGCAGCGAGGGUUUGUCCUUCUUUGCCUUCCCCGGCGUUUCCAGCCCCAACCUGUUCAAGCAGCUGUACCGCAGCCGGAUGAACAGCGUGGAGCUGACGGAGGAGGAGAGGAACGGCGUGCUGGAGGAGGCUGUCAGGGCCUUUGAGUUCAACAUCCAGGUCUUUGAUGAUUUACAGAAGAUGCUGACCGUCACUGACAAUAAUCUCCAGGAUUCCUUACCAAAGUCAAAGCCAGUACAUGCAAAAACACUACAGGUCCCGCUCGGCAGGAUGAUGCUGGGAUUCCUCAUCGCCCUGGUCUCUGUCACCGUGGGAAUGUAUGCUUUGUAGAGACUAUUAUUUUUACGUGAAAGACCUUUCUGAGAAACUAUUGACCGCCUCCGAACUGGUGACCCGUCCAAAGCGGACCCGGCCGCUGGCACCAAGACGGCUGGGACGGACUCCAGGACCUCCGCGACCUCAGACGGAAAGAAGGAGGUGUUUAAAAGAAAAGUAGGGCUUUAUAUUGAUAUGGGUUUGUGAUUUAUGUUUUUGAACCCCGCUCUUAAAACACAAUCCUAUCAAACUUUAUAUUGAGUAAUAAAACCUUGUGCUCUGUUAGUGCAAUCUACCUAUGAAUCACACCCAAACUGCAUGUACUUACUUUUUGUUGAAUUGUACAGUUUAGUUUUUUUUCUGACGGAUCAAAGCAGGUUAUAUUUUGAAUACUGUAAAUAUGUGAACCUUUUUUGUAAUUAAAUGUUGUGCCUUUAUA